AUGGCGGAGGAAGCGGCCGCCGAGGACCAGGAGACGCGGACGAAGAUCGCUUUUAACCUCGGCGAGGCGCUCGAGGACCCAUCGCCCCUGUUCGACCUGGCCCGCGCGGUCGAGCAGGCGCUCUUCGUCAGGAAAGGGAGCGACGCGAAGGAUCCGUCCUACAGGAGUGCGGCACGAUUUCUCGCGGCGAACAUUAGGCGAAACGGACCCUUGCGAAGGAGGGUGUUGGACGGUGAGCUGAGCCCGGAGGCGCUGUGCGAGCUGUCGCCGGACGAGCUCGCGACCGAUGAGAUGAAGCGGAAGCGGGAGAAGAUGGAGGAGCGGUCGUACAAGCGGCGCACGAGGACCACCACCGACACCCUCACGGACACGACGAAAUACCACUGCAAGGACUGCGACUCGAACGAAUGCGCGUACGCGGACCUUAAGGGGCACAGGGACAUACGCAAGAACGAGACGUGGGGUUCGAACGAAAGCGCGGACGAUGCGAGGGUGAUGGUGGUGUGCAAACAAUGCGGCGCGGAGUGGAACGAGACCGUGCUGUAG
Molecule: messenger RNA, 546 nt
Organism: Micromonas commoda
Lineage: Eukaryota; Viridiplantae; Chlorophyta; Mamiellophyceae; Mamiellales; Mamiellaceae
Exons: 1
Coding region: 1-546 (181 amino acids)
Biological process (GO): DNA-templated transcription
Cellular component (GO): nucleus
Source: RefSeq, a predicted model, not a curated record